AUGGCUUACUUCAAGAGCGCCGCGACGAAGGUGUCGCAUAGCUCGACCUUCGCCAUUGGCGGAAACAAGGACCUGCGCCCACUUCAAGAUCUCAUCACCGCUGAGAAGAACGUGUUAACAUCGCUUGUCAAACUUAGCACGGACCUCACGAAGGCGACCGAUGCCUUGCAGCACUGGGGACAAGGAGAGGGGGAUGAUCUUGGUGAUGUCCUUAACGGGUGUCAUAAACUCCUUACUCGCUUCGCUUCUUCUGUAUCCCGCUACGCUUCCCAUGAGCAAGGCAUACGUGAUCACAUGAAGGCUGUUCGUGCCCGUGAGGAGAAUCUCGAUCGGUUGAAGCAUCAGCGCCGGCAGGUCGCGAGCAAGGCGGAUGCAGCGGACAAGAAACUUAACAAAAUGAGCCCGGAGAACAAGAACUUGCAAGCGCAGACAGACCUGCUACUCGGUCUGCGUAAUCAGACAAGAGAUUUAGACGCGGAGAUUCUUGCCGAAGAGGCUUCUUUGGGCGACUUCAAGCGCGAGGCUACGCGCAACUGGAUGACUCUCAAGUUUGGCGGACUUCAAGAACUUUGCGAGAAAGGGCUGAUCACCGCAGACUUCGGCAAGCUGAUCAUAACGGAACUUCCGAUUGAGACGACACAACCUGGCACGACGCGCGGUUACUACCUCGGACACUCUCAGACCGAGGCAUAUGCCAACGACGCUCAAGUCGCCAUGUCGGAGGUCGUCUUCCACGGCGAGCCUCCACUCGGCGGUCCUCGUCAGCGAGCUCGUCCACCACCCGACGCAUCGUACGCUGCCCACCCGGAUAGUGUACCCGGCGGCCCACCUCCCGAAGAGCUGGGCAUGCUCCGUCCAUCUCAGGACGGCGUUCACUCGCAAACAUUCUCUGGUCCGCCGGCUCAGCCCGCUCCCCAGCGCGGCUUUGGCGCCACCCAGUUCUCUACGUUACCUACUCGUUUGGAAAGCUUCCACCGUGAAGAUAGCUUCGCUGCUGAAGUCGAGCAGGGUCUGGCCGAGCGGCGGCAAUCUAUGGACGGGAAGUCUUCAGAUCCGAACAAGCGCGCGUCUGAACAAUACUAUCCACCGCCGGCAGGCCCACCGCCUGGUGCAGCACCUCCACUUCACCCGUCCAUGCCUGAGGAGUCCGCGUACGGGGGAUAUGAUCCUGGCUAUGGUCCCGAAGAUUAUCAGAGCGUCGCGGCAAACCCGAACCGGAACUCGCAGGAUCCUCAGCCUCAGAGCCCGAUGUACGAGCAACAUCAACAGCAGUCCGAGCAGCAAUACGAACAACAGUAUGCGCCCCCGCCGGGCCCUCCAGACGCUGGUACACCGAGAAUGGGUCGGGUUCCAGUACCUCGUAUGGAGUCGCCUCAACCUACGGAGCACAGUGCAGAUGACCGCACGGAUGAGAGUGCGCUCAACGCAGCCGCAGCGCGCGAGGUUGCGCGCGAAAUGGACCAUCUGACCUUCAAUCCGCCGUAUCAGCCACCGCGACUGCCCACGCCUCAGCCUCCGGCGGAUGCCAAUGCCUCGAGUGGUUCAAGCCCCCCGACCGAGUCGCAACCAAGGCGCAGCUACUCGCCGAUCCCUGUGACGACGGAGCCGCCAGCCACAGCCAUGCCUGCAGCCCUGCCGCCGGCAUAUCAACUGCCUCGAUCACAAUCACCUCCCUCACAAGGGCCGCCAUACUCGCCUAUUCCAGUCCCCGAAUCACCUCCUGCCACGUCAGCGCCAUCUGCACCUCUACCAAGCGCCUACCUCCCUCGUACCGAUUCGAAUGGGACCAGCACUCCUCUAGGACUCGGACGUCCCGCCCCCUCCAUGGGUGGUCCCCGAACGAUCUCUGCCGCGGCGUUCCGUCGGCCUGCGCGAACCACAAGUGAUGCGACUGCAACACCGACCAGCCCCACUAUGCAUGCGAUGACACCGCCGGUACCAGUACCGAUCGCUGGGAUGGCGGACACGAGUCCGCUUGCCCUACGCAAGCGCGAUCAUGGUUCGAGCCCAUCGAAUGGCAGCGUCUCUAGCCCGCAUCAGAGCGGCUUCUCAACAGCUGGGUCGACGCCGAGCUUACGCCAGUUCCCGCCGCCACCCCAGGGACAGGGUCAUGGACAGGCGGUGCAUGAUGGUGGCGAAGAGGAGAACUUCGACUAUAUCUCUGCUUAUCUGGGUGGCGGCGAAGGGGAGGGACACAAACAGGACGGAGACUUCCGCUGA
Molecule: messenger RNA, 2220 nt
Organism: Peniophora sp. CBMAI 1063
Lineage: Eukaryota; Fungi; Basidiomycota; Agaricomycetes; Russulales; Peniophoraceae
Source: the annotation of a GenBank genome assembly